Molecule: messenger RNA, 714 nt
Organism: Closterium sp. NIES-65
Lineage: Eukaryota; Viridiplantae; Streptophyta; Zygnematophyceae; Desmidiales; Closteriaceae
Source: the annotation of a GenBank genome assembly
AUGGUUGCGCAGGCCGAUGCAUGUGGAGACCCAGAAGCAGUGGUGAUCGAAGCGCAGCACACAGCGGCCGCAGUCGUAGCAGUGCUUGGCGCGCACUGGUUGCUGCACUCGGCAGUACGGGCACCACCGCCGCGCACUGCUGGGAUUGAGAAGGUGGGGGGGGGGAGUGGAGGGAGGAACUUGAGCAGCUACGUCCCUCCCACUCUCCUCUGCAGCCUCCGCCCCUCUCUCUACGUCAUCGCACGGUGCAUCCGCCCCAUCACCACACCAGCGGCACCCCCUGUCCCCGCACCACCUGCAACCCACGUGCCCGCACCACCGGCAGCCGGGCAGGCAGGGGGCGAGCAGGGCCCAGGGGCCCUGCUCGCCCCUGCCUGCCCGGCUGCCGGUGGUGCGGGCACGUGGGGUGCAGGUGGUGCGGGGACAGGGGGUGCCGCUGGUGUGGUGAUGGGGCGGAUGCACCCUUCCGACACUCUCUCCUGCCAUGGUAGUGCCUACCUCAAGUUCCUCCCUCCACUCCCCCCCACCUUCUCAAUCCCAGCAGUGCGCGGCGGUGGUGCCCGUACUGCCGAGUGCAGCAACCAGUGCGCGCCAAGCACUGCUACGACUGCGGCCGCUGUGUGCUGCGCUUCGAUCACCACUGCUUCUGGGUCUCCACAUGCAUCGGCCUGCGCAACCAUGCGCGCUUCUGGUAACCACGCUCGCUUCUGGUAA